AUGACUGGACACUCGCUGGCCCUAGUGGCCGCUCUCCUCUCUCUGGCCGCCGUGGAUGCCUCGUCUCUAGAGCACCUUAUGCCCGCCGUCACGCCUGCUGGUAUGGUCGCCGUUGAUGGAAUGACCCCAAAGCCUACUCCCCCUCCAGGUCUAGCUGCUGGUAUACCGCUUGAGUUGGCGAAGCGACAGAGCAUGGGAUCAAGCAGCUUGUUGAUCCCUUUCCCUCCUCCGGCGUAUUACUGUGGUUUGGUUGAUGGUGACCCAGCAAACCCCCUGACCUGCGUCAACGCCCGCGCGACAUGUAUCUACACUGGAAAUGCUGCCGGAUGCUGUCUCAGCAAAAACAUUAGCGACUGUACCACCAUCCCAACCACCUGUUACGCCUCGAGCGUCAGUUGUGACGCAGCCUGCUCCAAGGACUCUCUCGCCCUCAAGUGCAGCAUAUCUACCUUGCCUUACUGCGGAUCCUACAUAUUCAACCAAAACACCAAGCUGUACGGCUGCUACUCGUAUGCUUCGGUAUCAGAUAACAUCUCGCCGCUAUCACAGUAUUUCUCCUCCGUGCUAGGACCUGACUAUGCUUCUAAAUACUCCGCAACCCAUAUCCCAUCCUCCACCACCGCCACUGAGAGCUCCUCCCAGGAGUCCGGCACCAGCGUAUCGGACAUCUCACCUCAACCAUCCUCCUCCACCGACCCGCGCCCCUCCCCAACCCCAACUCCUCAACCUAGCACAGGACUCGGAGCUGGCCCCAUCGCCGGUAUCGUCGUCGGCUGUGUCGCUGGUGUUUCCGCCGCGCUCAUUGCCCUCUGGUGGUUCGUCUUGCGCAAGAAGCCGGACACUCCCGCUCCCGCUCCUGCCACCGCUUACACCCAGAACAACAACAUGCCUCCAACUGGAAUGAACCCACAACAUCCAGGCUAUAAUCAGACACCCCCAGUUGCAGGAGGCUAUUAUGCUCCAGUUGAACAGAAGCCCCCAGCCGACGACCAACUACCAACUUAUCCAAACGAGCAAAAGAUUGCACCACCUUUCGCCCAUCCACCUCAAGCUCCUCAGACUGCCGAAAUGCCUGGGUCAGUUGUCAAUUCUCCACAGCAGAUGUCACCUAUUCCAUCCGAACUGGCAUCAACACCCAUGGGCGCCACGCAUAACGGGCCUGUGCCAGAGCAGAUAUAUGAGAUGGGUCCAGGCCGGUAG
Messenger RNA from Arthroderma uncinatum, 1200 nucleotides. RefSeq lists its product as uncharacterized. The record is from RefSeq and is a predicted model, not a curated record. The transcript is spliced from 2 exons. Lineage: Eukaryota; Fungi; Ascomycota; Eurotiomycetes; Onygenales; Arthrodermataceae. Bases 1 to 1200 code for a protein of 399 amino acids.